Seminavis robusta is the source of this 2898-nucleotide messenger RNA. NCBI's taxonomy places the organism in Eukaryota, Bacillariophyta, Bacillariophyceae, Naviculales, Naviculaceae. The record is from the annotation of a GenBank genome assembly.
GUAACUUAUCUAUGAGGUACGAGUGUAUUCUUGACCAAAGGAGCGAGCGGAAGGAUGCCGGACGACUCCCACGUACCGUACGGAACCAAGAUCGAUGACAGGCAGUCCUUUACUUUACCAGCCGCACUCAUAUUAUCGUCCACAAUAAAAAAGCAAGUGCGAGAUCGGGACAUCAACUCUUUGAUUGAUUGCGCAUACAGCACGUACAGUACCCGCGCUGCACUCAAAGUGACAUCGUCAUGUCUACCACUACAUCUGCUGGCGGUGUUGCCCCAGUGGGAAGCAAACCAAAUUACAUUUGGGAUUUGGAAGGUCCCGAGAUUGAUCUUUGGCUCCGUUCUGUUAAAUCUCUCUAUCCAGGUCCAUCCGUGGAACCAUCUCCCGAAGAUUUGGCCAAACGGCAGUUCAUUCCGCUACUGUGGAAGAAUUUGGAGCAUGCGCUUGGCGACAUGAAGGCCGAAGCGGUACGAUCCUCCGAUAGCAAUAGCAAUAGCAAUAGCCAUCAUGGCCCUGACAACACGACAAGUUCCUCCGCCGGUGGUCCUCCUGCCAAAAAGCGCGCCAAAAAAGACCGACUGUUGGGUUACAAAUUGCACGAUCCUUGUAAGAUUUGGAUCCAUAUUAAAGAGUUCGAGUCCAUGGACGACAAUAAUAAUAAUAAUAAAGAUCCAGACGGCAAGAAGAAUAAUCAGAAAAUGAUUCUGUUGCCAGAAGCGGUGCCGACUGUCAUGGGAGCCAAAUUGGCCGAGUUGUCCGUCGCGGGAAUCAUCAAUGGAUUUGCAUCCGUAAAUGGAGGAUUCGUCGACAAACACUUGAAACCAGUUGGCGCCACAGAAAUUGAAUUAUCUUCGGUUGGUAAAUGCACGGUCGUGCAGCUCAAAUCGUGGGCGGUAACACUGCAUCAGUCGGUACAAAAUAGACUCGAAAAGGAUGUAUUGGACACCACACCGCAACGCAUUGCCAGCAUGAUGUGCCCCGACUUGUCACUCAGUGAAUUCAAAGCGGUCCGAAGACGUAUUUAUGACACGGUCAUUCUGGGCAAGGGGCUCAAAGUGGAAGAAGUACAAGAUAUUCCCGUCGCAACCACGUCACAAUCGGUUCAUGACAUUGAAAAGUUCAAAAAAUGCAAAGUCUGCGGCAACAACGACCAAUCAUCCUUUAUCUUGGAUCGAAAGAAUGGCGAUGUCAUUUGUAGCAAUUGCGGGACGGUCGUCGCAGAGAGUGUCAUGCACGAGGGAUCACAGUUUCGAAAAUUCGAAGGAGAAGUCGAUCGGAACCAUCAUGGAGAUGCGGCCAAUCCACUACUGAGUACGUCCUAUAACAUGAGUACCACGUUGGGCGGCGUACAGGUUACCAGUGGAGCCGGGCUGGGAGGCUUUGGAUCCAACCAGAACAAGAGAGGACUGGAAACCAUUCUGCGAAACGCACAUGCGUUUACAGAAUUGAAUGUCAGCAGCCUUGGAAACAGCAAGGAUGCGCAAGGUAGGACUCGUGUGGGAUACAAGGAUAAACAAAAGAAACAGGCGUUUGUGCAGAUGAAUCAUGUUGGAGAUGCCUUGAAUCUGCACGAGGCAGUCGUGCAGCGCGCCAAAGAGAUCUUUGCUGGGUUUCGUGAUGAUCGGGAGUUGUUGCAUCAACUCAAGGCGGUCAUUGCAGCCUGUCUUUGUGAGUCGUUUGACCAACUCUCACAAGACGGAAGGAAAAUAUUGCAGCAGCAGGAGACGGGGACGGUGGAAGCAGAGGAAAUAUCAGAGAAAGAAAAGGCAGCAGCGAGCGUCGCGAAUGCCAAAAAGGCGGCGAUUGCCAAGAGCAUUUCCACCAAUCGGCGGGCUGUGAAACGCGCCAAUUUACACAACGCCAGUAUGGCAGGCAAGGGUGGACUGUUCCUCGACUUUUCGGAUGUAGAAGAAAAGACGAAGAUCAAGACCGAAGACGGGGCUGGUGCUGCUACUCCAGCUUCGACCUCUCCAACAACCAACAGUCGUUUCGAGCUCAAAAGUGCAUCCACUUGGGAUUUGGAGGACUGCAGAAGUUGGCUACUCGACGCCUCAAGAUCCAUUGCUCAAACCUGGGUUGACGAGCGCGACGGACUAACAGCCGACAAUCAAAGCACGAAUGGGAGCAAGGCUGGGGGACCGGCUGCCAAAAGGAGGUAUCCCAAGGGCAGUCGUGAUGAGCUGGAAGGAAAGCUUGUGGAAGAUGCGAUUACCCUCGUCGAGUUUUUGGAAUCCCAGUUGAAAAAGAACGAAACCAAGGGAGGAGCGGGAGGAAAGCGAGUUAUCACACCUCGUGUAACCGACAUGUCCAAGCUUGGAAUUCGCUGGCAGCAUGCACACGAGCGAGGAUCCGGCGGAAAAGGUGGCGUCGGAAACAGUGGCAACAUGAAGAAGCGUGCUAAUGCAACCGCUCUGAAGUCUCGAAAGGCAGGCCAGAUCCUUAUUCUUCAAGCUGCCAAAAAACUAGGUGAAAUUCUGAAGGAUCCAUUGGCCGGUGAAUAUUUCCACAAAGAAUUGCGUGCCUUGGUGGGUCGCCAAAAGGCUCGUAAGGACAAGGAUUUGCGCGACGAGGCGUCACGACAACGGUUGAUCCAGAUGAAACGAAAGCCCUGGCUGCAAGCCAAAGUGACCGGAGACGUCUCCUAGGUAGCGGCUCCGUUCGAUUGAAUGAUUCUAUUCAAUCAUCUCACCAUUUGAAUACUUUGAGGGCGAUUGAAUCAAUCAUUCAUUUACGGUAUUUGUUCGGUGAAACAGGAAUCACUAUGAUUAGCUAGUAGGACUUAUUAUAAAGAUUCGAUAGGAGAUGUUCUCCAUCGGAUGGUGAUGGAUACAUGCAUGCGUCUGAUCGAUUAGUCUAGCCAGAUCAUCUAGUCGCUAGAUCUUGAGGUAAAUGUCCCAUCGG